Messenger RNA from Fusarium pseudograminearum CS3096, 192 nucleotides. RefSeq lists its product as uncharacterized. The coding region runs from base 1 to 192 and encodes 63 amino acids. The record is from RefSeq and is a predicted model, not a curated record. The transcript has 2 exons. Lineage: Eukaryota; Fungi; Ascomycota; Sordariomycetes; Hypocreales; Nectriaceae.
AUGGACCAAUGGUCCUUUGACUUCCUUCCUUCGGGGAUGCUUCGAAACAUCCCGGACAAGGUAGAUCAGCCUCUCCUCAAGAAGAUUGUCGACGCUUCAUCUUUCGGCAAGUACGACUUCAUGUACUUGCGCAUUGACUUUGCAAAUGAUUGCAACUCCGACAACCUCCACAUUGUCAUCGCUAAAGUUUGA